This is a messenger RNA of Microcebus murinus (gray mouse lemur), 4281 nucleotides long. NCBI's taxonomy places the organism in Eukaryota, Metazoa, Chordata, Mammalia, Primates, Cheirogaleidae. The record is from RefSeq and is a predicted model, not a curated record.
GGCCCGGCCGAUGGCGGGAUGGCGGCUAGAGAGGGAAUGGACUCCCCCGUCGCCCGCGCACCAGAAAGGAGAGUGGUUAGAUGGAGUCGGGAAGAAACCGCCGCGGCAAGAAGGAGACUGUGAGGAAAGCGACUCUGAGGGAAAGCAAGGGAGCUUCAGUCACCUUCUGACCGCGAACCCAGCCUCGGAUCCUUCCCAUUGGUCCGCGCCCUUGCCAAUCAUGGCUGCUGCUACAGGUUCUCCAGUCAACGCGCUCUGUCGGGCGGGCAGGCGUUACCACCAGUCCUGAGACAACUCCCUUUGGCCACUUUACGGUUACUUUUAUUUUCCCUUCUGUUAUUGGUCGUCUUGGCCCGCUCCCUCCUUUGCGGGCACGCCCAGAUGGGGGCGGGCCGACAGAGCAUUGCUAAGCGACAGGGAUGCGCGCGGGGUCUGUCCGGUGAGCGAGCAGAGCAGGCGGAAGUGCCGGGGUAGCUGCGGGAUGGACCCAAGGCGGAGUCCAGGGAAUCGUGGAGAUUGUAAUCCAUCUGCGCUUCUGAUGUCCCCAAGGCCUGCCAGUUUUCUCCAUCCCAGACGGUCCCUUUGGAGAUGCUCCCCUGGGUGGAAGCCACAGCUGGUGCUCCAAGGUCCCAGAGAUCCAGGCUCCCACAAGCUCCCAAGGCUCUAGCUGCAGGUCCCAACUCCCCUGAGCUGUUUGAGGACUCCUGGCCAUCCAGUUCAGGGACCCCUUCCCCACCCAGCACCACUGAGGGACACACGGGAGCCUCCACGCCACCCCCUCUGAUUGACAGCGGGGACUCUGUGGUGGCCAAGUACAUAAACAGGUUCCGCCAGGCUCAGCCCACGAGCCGAGAGGAACGUCAGCCUGCAGGCCCAACCCCAGCUGACUUCUGGUGGCUGCGACCUGAGUCUCCAAAACCCAGCAGUCAACUUGUAGCAGAAGCCAAGGAACCAGAAGGAAGACACUGUACAGCAGACCUGAAUCCUGCCAAGAUGGCCAGUGUAUCUCGGGCUGCAGCUCCCCUUCAGGAAAUAAAGCAGAACCUCAACACAUGGAACUCAUCUCUGCUGGACCUGGAGACGCUGAGCCUACAGAGCAGAGCUGCCAGGCUGCUCAAACGCAGCAAGGCUUCCAUCUCCUCCUCCUCCCUCAGCCCCAGCGACGCCAGCACCUCCUCAUUCCCCGUCAGCUCCGAUGGCCUUUCUCCCUUCUCCAUGAACUUCAUCCCCGACUCCAACGAGGGCUCUGGCCCCACGGCACCCGCAGCCCCGGCCCCCACCCCUGCUCCAGCUCCAGCCUCAGCCUCUUCCCGGGCACCCCUUCGGCCAGAGGAUGACAUCCUGUACCAGUGGCGGCAGCGGCGGAAGCUUGAACAGGCUCGGAAGCUUGAACAGGCUCGAGGAGGCCAGGGUGACGGAAGCUGGGUGCCGUCCCGGACCCCUGCCCUCACUACUCAGACUUCCUGUGCCCCCGUGGAGACCCUUGGUUCUCUGGGAACUCAGCCUAACUGCUUCCCACUGUGGGGUGGUCUAGCCCGGCCUGGUCCCCCAGAGGCCUUCUAUGCAGAGAGGCCUCCUUUUCCCCCAGUGUCUUCUCCAUACUUCUACUGGGCCCCCAGCCCCCAUGGAUUCUUCUGGGCCCCACAGUCCAGUCCCUGGGUAUCUCUUGGGGCUGUUCCUCCCACGCAGCCAGCCUCCACCCCAGCACCCCCAGCCUCCAUCCCGGUGCCCCUGGCCUCCAUACCAGUGCCCGUGGCCUCCAUCCCAGCACCCCCGGCCUCUACCCCGGCACCCCAAGCCUCCACCCCAGUGCCCCUGGCCUCCAUACCAGUGCCCCUGGCCUCCAUACCAGUGCCCCCAGCCUCCAUCCCAGCGCCCCCGGCCUCUACCCCGGCACCCCAAGCCUCCACCCCAGUGCCCCUGGCCUCCACCCAGGUGCCCCCGGCCUCCACCCCGGCGCCCCUAGCCUCUACCCAGGUGCCCCCGGCCUCCACCUCAGCUCCCUUGGCCUCUAUCCUUACAACCCCUGCCGCCCUCCAGAGCCCACCCACCCCUGAGCCAAGCAGCUCUGCCCAGCCCAAGAGACUGGGCCCCAAGCCUCGGAGGGCCCAGCGAGAGGCUGUUGAGCAAGUCGCUACAGCUGGGGAGAGUCCUGGCGGGCAGCUCAGGGGCGCUCUGGGCCAGGUAGUGACAGCUCGGCUGUUCCCUGACAGCCUGGAAGACACGCCCCCUCGCCUGGAGGGCCCACCUCGACCCAAGGCUAAACCGCAGAAAGCCAAGGCCAUACACCCCCAAACCAAUGUUAUGCCUCCUCUCUCAGAGGUCACGCCCCCUUUAUCUGAAUCACAGUGUCAUUGUAAAGCCAAGGCUGUGUCACCCCCAGCGGUGUCAGUGCUUUGGAGGAGCAAAGCCACUCCUUCCCCUGAAGCGGGGCAUCGGCAGCCCGAGGCCCCACCCCCUCCAGCUGAGGCCACGCCCCCAUCGGCUGCUGACCACGCCCCCUCAGAGGACUUGCUGUCCCAGGCCACCGGACUUCUGGAGGCUGCUGAAGACUCUGAUGGCAGUGAGUUCCAGGACGACCCUGUGCUGCAGGUGCUAAGGGCCCAGAGGGCAGCGCUGCGUCGGGAGAAAAGGAAAGUGGAUGCCCGAUUAUCCUUCCUGCUGAACCCUGUGGAAGACCCGGGAUCUCGGUCCCCUCCAGCCAGGUCGCCCCCUAGGUCCCCAAGGAGGCUGCUGCGAAGGGAAGGAGCCUCCCUGGAGACCAGACGACUUUGAAUUGUACAAACUCUCUUUUAUCCGAUGAAACAUGUUUUUCAGAUUACAGGUUAUCUCUGAGAAAAGGGCUGUUCUGGAAUGGCCAAGGGUCAUGCCAUUUUAAGGAAUGCCUCCCCUCCCUGCUGUGGCUCUUUCCUGACCACUGAAGAAAAAUUUCUUUUCUGAUCUUAUCCUCCUUGGGGCUUGGGAGAGUAAGGGUUCCAGGCAAGACUUCAAGCAAGACUAGGACCCACCUUCUCUGACUCUCAACUCAGGAGUCCUCUCUCAGGUGGGACCAAAGGGACUGUCCUCUGGGCAUGAAGCUACUAGAGUCAUCAGAGUGUGGGACAAUGGUCAGUCCUUGUCCACAUCCUACUGUGCCACAGCAGCAUUUGAUGCAGCUGUUCUCUCCUCUGAAGCACUUUCUUCUCCUGCUUCCAGAACACCUCUCCCUACCUCUUUGGUGAUUGCCCCAGCAUGUCAACUGUGGCCUGUGGCAGGGCCCUGGCUUUGCCUUCUCUAUCUACACACGUGCCCAGGUGCUCUUGUCUGUCUUAAUGACUCUGAAUCUCGUCUGUCUUCCGAUAGAGCCCAAAUUUCUAUCACUAGCCUAGACCUGGCCAUUAAACCGUGGGCUCCUACAUCAUCACCAUCUCCACCCAAAAGUCUAAGAGUUGUCCCAAAUUCUAUAGGUCCCAAACUGAGCUCCCAAUCUCCCCUCUAAACUUGCUUCUCCCCCACUUUCUUCAGCACCAUCCUUUGCUGCUUAGGCCAAAAGCCUUUAUGGCCUUUGACUUCUGUCUUCCCUCCCACCCACAGUGAGUUGGCCAGCAAAUCCUGCCAUCUCUACCUUUCACAUUUGUCCAGAAUUCAACUCCACCUACCUCCACUGCCCUCACCUUGGUCUAGGCUAUCACCACCUCCCAUCUGGACUAUUGAAAAAUUUACUGUUCCUGUAAACAUAUCUGCAUAUUCUUUAAUACACUUACCAUCAAGAGGAAGAGGUUAUGUCCCUUCCUCUGGAAAUUGGGCCCCUCAGCAAAUAGAAUGCAGAGAAAGUGGUUCAGCUUAACUUCCAACAUUCAGUUAGAAAAGAUGACACAGUCUGCCUGGUCUCCUUUCUCUCUCUCUCUUUCUCUCUGUCUGACAUUUGCUUUAGAGUCUAUGCAAAAAAAUCAGUUGCCAUGCUAGGGAGGGGUUUGGGUUACAAAGGUAUAUUUAUUUAUCAAACUCAGUGAAAUUUGUGAAUUUCAUUGUAUGUAAAGUUUACCUCAAAAGAGAAAUAAAUAUUGAACUCUAAUUAAAGAUAUGCACACUGAAAUAUUUAGAAGACAGCACAUUAAUAGCUGUAGUUUAUGUUGAAAUGCACCCAAGAUUAGUUGGGUUGAUGGAUGAAUAGAGUAAUAGGUAGGGAUGAGAUAAAGCUAAUAUAGUAAAAUGUUAAUAGUAGGAUCUAAGUGGUAGAUAUAUGGGUGUCUAUUGUAAAAUUUUUUAACUUUGCUGUAUGUUAGAAACUUUUCAUAAUAA